Messenger RNA from Chinchilla lanigera (long-tailed chinchilla), 1429 nucleotides. Its product is annotated as testisin-like. Gene Ontology annotation, biological process: proteolysis. The transcript has 9 exons. Gene Ontology annotation, molecular function: serine-type endopeptidase activity. NCBI's taxonomy places the organism in Eukaryota, Metazoa, Chordata, Mammalia, Rodentia, Chinchillidae. The record is from RefSeq and is a predicted model, not a curated record. Bases 276 to 1355 code for a protein of 359 amino acids.
AGACAGCAGCACAAGUUCCUGGCUGGACAGUGCUUGCUGAAAACAGCAGAGUUUCCUCAUAAGGCCUGACUCUCCAGGAACUGGCUGGAGAUGUGGAAGAAGGCAGCUGGGCCCCCAGGCAAGGGUGAGGUGUGAGUGGGGACCCCAGGGAGGAGGCAGAAUGCAUAAAGCGAGUGUGGCAUAUAUGCACCAAGGAACAUCAUUCAGCUGUAACAAGAAUGAAAUUCUAUCUGUGCAGCACGCUGGGCCCCACCUCCUGACUGCACAUCUUAACUAUGAGCUCAUCAGUGGAUAGCACUCCACGGUCCAAGCACCUUGCAAAGGCCCCAUCUCUGGGGCCCCACCCCGACCUCUCUCCCCCAGGGGCCGCCGCCUCGCCUGAGCCGCAGGAAGGAGGUGCAGGAGAAGAGUCGCUGGGGAUGUUCCCGCUGCUCACAGCCUUGCUGCUGUCCCGGGUGGGACCUGGGAAGCCCGCACCGUUGUCGGAAGGCGCAGUGGAAGCCAUGCUAGGUUCCUGCGGCCAUCGGACAGUCCCCGCGCGCGUGGUGGGUGGAGAAGAUGCGGAACUGGGGCGCUGGCCGUGGCAAGCGAGCCUCCGACAGUGGGGCAGCCACAUCUGCGGGGCAAGCCUGCUGAGCCGCCGCUGGGUGCUCACCGCUGCCCACUGCUUUAAAAGUGUCCCUUAUCCCUAUGAGUGGACGGUCCAGUUUGGUGAGCUGACUGCAGAGCCAUCUCUAUGGAACAUGCAUGCCUACUAUAAUCGCUACCGAGUGGACAAGAUCUUUCUGAGCCCCAAGUACCUUGGGGAAGUUCCUUAUGACAUCGCCCUGCUGAGGCUGUCCUCCCCUGUCACUUACACCAAGUACAUCCAGCCUGUCUGCAUCCCAGCCUCCAUAUCCAAGUUUGAGAAUCGGACUGACUGCUGGGUGACUGGCUGGGGGGACGUCGCAGAAGAUAAGAGUCUGCCGAAUCCCUAUACCCUCCAGGAAGUACAGGUCAGCAUCAUCAACAGGUCCACGUGUAAUGACCUGUUCCAAAAACCAGACUUCCGUACGGACAUCUGGGGAGACAUGGUGUGUGCUGGUGAUGUCACAGGUGGCAAGGAUGCCUGUCUUGGUGACUCAGGAGGACCCUUGGUCUGCGACCUGGACGGGCUGUGGUAUCAGAUUGGAAUCGUGAGCUGGGGAGUGGGCUGCGGUCGCCCCAAUCGGCCCGGAGUCUACACCAACAUCAGCCAGCACAUCCACUGGAUCCUGAAGACAGUAGCCAGCGGUGGCUCCCCGAGGCUAGACCUCCCCCGACUGCUGCUGCUCCUCACUGUGCCCUGGGCUCCCCGGUUGGUGGGCCUCAUCUGAGCCCACCUGACUCAUUUGCUGAGUCAGGCUCUGGUCCUCUUUCCUCCUGUUGGUAAUAAACACGUUGGAGUUGA